AUGUUUGAAAUGUUAAUCCUACCGAUCUAUGAAACGUUUGGUCCUGUUGCUACACCACUAUACGUGGUCGUUCUGCCGAACUCACCCUGCCUGACCAAAACCAAAGCCAGUUCGAAGCAGCGUAAACAGCAUGCCAAGCAACAAACUGUCCUGCCCGAUGAAGAUUCGGCCAAUCCAUGCCUGUCAGAUACGGAUGUGGCUGCCCUUGCUGGGGCAGAAUGUGUUGAGAUCCAAAAUCAGAUGGAACCGGAUUCCGAAGUCACUCCCACUUCGGAUAAUGUCCCGGCGGUAACCACGGAGCAAAUUGAGGAUAAUUCUCACACUGCUCCUGCCCUUUCGGUCGAACCCGCACCUUUUGUUCCUACUGUACAUUCGGGUGAUGUGGUUUACUUUGUGAAAGACGACCCGGAGCUGACGAUACCUGUAUUUUACUCGCAACUUGUUCAGAUGAAGGGGUCGGAUGCUUCUUGGGUGAAUGACACGGAACCGCCACCAGAAGUAAGUCAUUGUCGUUGGCAGUGUAGUUACGUCUCUCCUUUAGCACAUAAUUUCACCUACUUUAGCUGGCUUAUUGGAGAGGAUGAGCCAGCUUGA
Molecule: messenger RNA, 594 nt
Organism: Echinostoma caproni
Lineage: Eukaryota; Metazoa; Platyhelminthes; Trematoda; Plagiorchiida; Echinostomatidae
Source: the annotation of a GenBank genome assembly